UACGACGAUCACCGAUCCCACCACCAGAUGGAGUCGUUUUAUUUCUUUUUUUUUUUUUGUAUAGGGAAGAGUGGGGUGAGUCGUAACGUCGUUGUACAUCUUUAUGAGUAAAAUAUUUUAAAACUCUGUUGUCUUCUUUAAACACGUGACAGAGUUACAGUUUUGUAUAUUAUUAACUAGACAUACUCUAUAUUCUGUAUUAUCUCUCUCUCUCUCUCUCUCUCUCUAUAUAUAUAUAUAAUUGUAAAUUCAUAGUGUAUAUCCUAAGUUAUCUUAAUAUAAUAUCUGCAUAUUACUUGUAUAUACACUGUAUUUUAUCCAUGGAUUAUCUGGGUUCUGUUGUAUAUACAAUGUGCAUCCAUCCAUCCAUCCAUCCAUUUUUUGUAAAGAUGUUUCAGAGCUUUUGGUCCUCGCAGUGCUUUUUGGACACAAAAUACUAUAGUAUAUCUAGAAACAAAAUGAGCAAUUAGGUUUAGUUUAAAUUUUAUAGUUCAUCCCUUCUGGGAACAUGAUUUUUUUUAAAUGUAAUGAGGUCAACCUGUACUUGCUUUGUGUCCGUCCAAUUAAACGUGCUCUAAAAUAUGUCCCCGCAGGUGGGUUUUGCUCUACGGUAGCAGCUUACAGCGUAGACCAUUUCUUUUCUCUUGGUUGCUAGAGAAAAAUGGUUGGAGUUUAUUCAUUUUGGUUAGGGUGGGGUUUGUGCAAGUCUGCAGGUCUAAGAAGUGUAUUGCUCCCUCAGAGUGAGCAAGAAUGCUUUGCGUUUUUAUAUACAGUCGGGGCUUCUCCAUCAGUAACAGUUCACACAUAUAAUUAGACUAAUUAGACUGGUGAUAAACUUGGCACGGAUUGCGUCACAGCAUUAUCUGAGGUACAGAGAGCGCGCCACGUUGAUCUCCUCCUUCCUGCACUCCUGAGAGAGAGAGAGCGAGAGAGAGCGAGAGAGAGAAAUCCAACAUCCUGUGUUAAGAGUGAACAUAGCGUGACCAAGAGUAAGUAAAUGAACAUCAUAGAGCAAGCAGAAAAUUUGCGCAAUUAGAAAUAGGAGAUGCACUACUGUAGCACUUUGCUUUAAUAUAACACACAAAGUUUUUCUGCUUCUCUGAGUGAAGAUGCUUACAGACGUGAUAGCAGAGGAGGAAUUCGAGAUUAAAGAGGAAGAACUGUGGUAUGACCACCGAGAUCUGGAGAAUGAUCUUCAUUUGGCCGCUGAGCUGGGCAAAAAUCUCCUGGAGAGGAAUCAUGAAUUGGAGGAAAGACUUCAGGAGACGUACACCACCAACCAAGAGCAGCUACAGGAAAUCGAGCAUCUAUCUAAGCAGGUGGAAAUGCUCAGGUCAGUGAAUGAUCAGCAUGCGAAAGUCUAUGAGCAACUAGAUGCGACUGCACGAGACUUGGAAAAGAGCAACCAAAGACUCGCCCUGGAAAACCGCUCAGCCCAGCUUAAGAUCGAGGGGUUUGGGUACACACCCAGUGAGCAUGCCGUAUCUGCGAACACUCCCUCUCUAGAGAAAGAUGAAUGGGAAGAGGAUGAGCACACAGCCCUUUUGCACUCAGUGCACUCACUGCAGGCCCAGCUGAAUUUAGAGCGAACCCUAAGAGAGACUGCUGAGCAGGAGACCGAGGCUCUGGCCCGAGAGAUGAGUGAGCUGGAGCCACGUGUGACUCUGCUGGAAGGCUAUAAGGCUCGCCUGUCUGAGGUGGAGGUUGAAGUCGAGGAACUACGGCAGCUGUUGCGUUCCAAUUCAGUCUCACACAUGCUUCCAGGCACUCUGUUCUUCCCUUCAGAGGAGGAAGUGAGUGAGAUGUGGGAGACAAGCCAAGUACUGAAGCGCUGCAACAACCACAGGCAGCUGCUUGAGGCUGGCAGCAAGGAUGAGGACCUGAGAAAUGGAGAACACCCUGAUGCCUACAGGGGGCAUUUAGUGACCGUGCAGAGCCAUGGCGUGUCACUGCUAAAUGAGGUGGACGCUCAGUACAACGCUUUACAGAGGAAAUACAACGCACUUCUGCGCCGCUGUGAAGAUGGGUCGCGGUCACAGUGCGACAAAGCUGUGCAGACAGCCACAGUCAAUCAGUGCUCAGUCAAACAGACAUGUUCUCAGGACUGUGCUCAGCUGCCUGAAUACAAAACGCUCUUCAAUGAGAUUUUCACUUAUAUACAGAAUAGCAAAAAGGACUUAGAGAUGAACAGGGCCAAGUCAAGUUAAAUGCAGUUCAAUACUGUGCACCUCCCAUGUUCAAGUUCCCAAGAUUUGUCCUCCAAAAAUCUCCCAGCAGGCAUCAGGUAUAAUAAGGCAGUGAGGGGAAUUAAGGGUCUGAAUUAACUGGAAUCGCAAAGGAAUACGGAUAUUUAAAGCACAGCCAAGCUAGAGCUUCAGAUCUCACAUUUUAUUGCAGAGA
Molecule: messenger RNA, 2400 nt
Organism: Ictalurus furcatus (blue catfish)
Lineage: Eukaryota; Metazoa; Chordata; Actinopteri; Siluriformes; Ictaluridae
Gene: cdr2b
Product: cerebellar degeneration-related protein 2b
Exons: 6
Coding region: 1110-2207 (365 amino acids)
Source: RefSeq, a predicted model, not a curated record